AAUGCAGUCAUGUUCCAUGUUGAAGCACACUCUUUAAAACAACCUAACAUAACCUUCAACAUUCAAAGAAGCUUUCUGUUGCACAAAGGUUUUUUGGAGGAAAGGGGUUCUAAUUAAAAGUACAGAAAUAACUAAUAAAAGGUAAGAAAGAAAUGGCUCUUUUUAGAAAACAAUUUCUCCAAAAAAUGCCAAUAUCAAAAGCUCCUUUAUUUUAAUGAGUGCAGAUCAAUAAAUGAUUACUUGACUAAUUCAAGUACAGCUUGCGUUAUUGUUUAUUUCUGACUACCUAGAAGUAAAAGUACUUUAAAGUAAAUGGAUUGACUGCAGUGGACAGAAAGAAGGACACAGUGGCAGAUACGACGUGUGUCGCAUUUAUUCGGUAACCCCCAGCGCCAGUGCUUGUGUUGAGUUAAAUUACGCACGAGCGAGCGCAGUGGACGCAGAUCUCGAGUACGUAACGGAGACGCCGGGAACCCCCGGUCUAUGAGGACGUACUUGUUUUCCUAAUAAACAGACCAGUUGCUGUCUGAUUUGUUUAUUCUGUUUUUUUAUUUCGCUCACUUAUUUAUGGGGACUUAUUCCGGUUGGACUUGAUGCAUUUUGAGUUUUGAGCAUUUUGCACCAAGGUCUUUUUGCCCACGUUGGGUUUUUCUUUAGUGCGUGAAUAAACACAAUUUUUGCAUCCAUUUCUGCCGGAGAGCAUCCGUAUAACAGUUCCGAUCUGGUGUCUGCUUUUUCAUCCUUCGUGCGAAGAAUCUGAAGGGAGACAUGGAAGUUUGCAAAGGACGUUUGUUGGGCAUCUCGGUGGCCGUGGCGCAUGGAUUUUUUUCGGGCUCGCUAAAUAUCCUAUUAAAAUUUCUCAUCACGACCUAUAGCUUCAAGUAUCUCACUUUAAUUCAGUGUCUGACCAGUGGCACUGCGGCGCUCACACUGGAAGUGCUGAGGAGACUGGGCAAGAUAGAUAUACCACCCUUCAGCUUCCAGUUAGUUAAAGUUUUCGCGAGUGUUUGUAUUUUAGCAACGUUGCAGUCCACAUUAACUCUCUGGUCUCUCAGAGGACUGAGUUUGCCCAUGUAUGUCGUGUUUAAACGAUGCUUGCCUUUGGUCACGUUGGGAAUUGGAGUGUGCGUUCUGAAGAACGGGAUCCCAUCACCUGGCGUUAUAGCGGCAGUUUCAAUCACAACCGGAGGAGCAGCAUUAGCUGGGGCUGGAGAUUUAACAGGUGACCCUUUCGGCUACGUAACAGGCGUUUUAGCUGUUAUCGUUCAUGCCUCCUACCUGGUGCUCAUCCAGAAAGCAAGUACAGACAGUGAUUAUGGUCCACUCACAGCCCAGUAUACCAUUGCAGUGGUGGCGUCUCCUAUUCUCUUCAUCUGCUCCAUUGUAAGCAUGGACGCCAUUGAGAUGUGGACAUAUGAAGGUUGGAAAAAUCCCUUUAUCACAGGCAUCUUCUGUGCCUGCAUCCUCAUUGGUUGUGCCAUGAACUUCACCACACUCCACUGUACGUACAUUAACUCUGCCGUGACCACCAGCUUUGUUGGGGUGGUAAAGAGCAUAGCCACCAUCACGGUGGGCAUGCUGGCCUUCAACGACGUGAUGCCGACUAAACUGUUUGUGGUAGGUGUUGUGGUUAACACAGCUGGCUCCAUCACCUACUGUGUGGUGAAAUAUUAUGAAACCCAAAAGAAGUUGACUUACCAAGAUAUGGAUGAGGACAAGGACGAGGGACCGCCAGGAGAACCUUACGUGGAACCAACUAAGCCUGAUGGAGAUAUGGAAACUCUUCCCAAUGAUCUGGAGAGCAUUCCGAACGGAAGCCUGAUGACGUCGGCUGACGGCGAGGACCAGGGUCCUGUUCGUGAGAAUAAAGUCGCAGAGUCCAUAGAGUUUGAAAGACCAGCGGUGACAUCGGACGGCGAGCCUACGAGACAAUCUUUAAGUGACAGUUAUCUAGGGGUCUGGAGAUCUGUCCGUGCCUUAAAGUUCCUAAAGAAAGACACAUUAAUUGAUAAUAUGGAGGUUCAAAGUCCUUGAUGAUUGGUUUUAUGCUUGUCAGAUGUGCAUGUUAAGUAUUGGUAAGAACCGAUAGUCUGAACAAUGUUUGUCUUUUUCUCUCCUGAACAUGGUUUUAUGGAAAACCUUUAUUUUUUUAAAAAGGUCCGUUUGUACAUUAGAGGGAUUAUAGCAUUUUGGAUGAUGUGCAUACUGUAUACCUGGAAUCCCAAGAAUUAUAAUUAUAGGGUUAUUUAUUGAUUUGCCAGAAUGAAUUGUUUGAUUAAAGUAAUAUUGUUCGCCAAAGGUAGAAAGUCAGGUUGGAAAUUAACAAAGACGAAAAGUACAAAUAUCGCAAUUAAUUGGAUUGUUUUUGAAUGAUCAUUUGUUUUAAUGCACGCAGUGUCUGUGCUUGUAUAUCUGUAUUUUGUCUAAGAAUGCAAUUCUUGAAAUGAAGGCAUUACAUUUUCCCUUUUGCAUGUAGUAUGCACUAUUAGUUUAAUCUUUAAACCAAAAUUGUGAUCUUUGUAUAUCAUUUUUAACAAUAUAUAAUACAAUCUACCCACCUACUGCUUUAAAUCGAUAAAACAUCUUUAUAUUACCAAUAAUUGUCUGUGAUGAUAGGGUUUGCUCAACAAAAUAUAGCACAGAAUUAUACAUUUGG
Messenger RNA from Triplophysa rosa, 2656 nucleotides. It is a transcript of the gene slc35d3, whose product is annotated as solute carrier family 35 member D3. The record is from RefSeq and is a predicted model, not a curated record. Gene Ontology annotation, cellular component: Golgi apparatus. The coding region runs from base 769 to 2034 and encodes 421 amino acids. Gene Ontology annotation, molecular function: antiporter activity. Lineage: Eukaryota; Metazoa; Chordata; Actinopteri; Cypriniformes; Nemacheilidae. The transcript is spliced from 2 exons.